AUGAAGCCCGUCGUCAGUGCCAUGCACGCUUGGUCGUGCACCGUCAUCUCCGUUUUCGCCAUAAUUAUUCUCAGUGUUCUUGCUGGCCUGUACCGAAGCGGACACGAAGAGUUUGUGGGCGGCGAAGAGGACCCUACGCCAGAGGAAGGCAAGGCCGUCGCUGGAACAAUCUUCACAGCCGUCAUUGUCUAUGCGGCUUUCCUUGUGUUCUGUGGUUUCCAAGGACUACUGCACGUCCGAGAGAACCGAAGGGGUGCAAUUGCCCUAUAG
Messenger RNA from Pochonia chlamydosporia 170, 270 nucleotides. RefSeq lists its product as hypothetical. NCBI's taxonomy places the organism in Eukaryota, Fungi, Ascomycota, Sordariomycetes, Hypocreales, Clavicipitaceae. Bases 1 to 270 code for a protein of 89 amino acids. The record is from RefSeq and is a predicted model, not a curated record. The transcript is spliced from 3 exons.